AUGGAGGCGCCCGACGGUUGGGUCUUCACUUAUCACUCUCAUCCUGAUUUGCCCGCUCCCACUCCGCAGGAAACGGGCGAGCGAGACCAGCCUCCUGUACACAGAACGCCGUUGGAUUUCCUCGAUGAAGCGGAAGAGCCAGCUGAAGAGCCGCGCAACAUACCCGCUUCAGAAUCCAGCGAUACUAUCUGGAACGCCAUGAUCUUGUAUCUGAAUCGCCGUUUCCAAAUGAUGAUUUAG
Penicillium oxalicum is the source of this 240-nucleotide messenger RNA. RefSeq lists its product as uncharacterized. NCBI's taxonomy places the organism in Eukaryota, Fungi, Ascomycota, Eurotiomycetes, Eurotiales, Aspergillaceae. The transcript has 2 exons. The record is from RefSeq and is a predicted model, not a curated record. The coding region runs from base 1 to 240 and encodes 79 amino acids.